AGCAACAAGUGAAUAGAGCAGUAGCACACAAUCUCAGUUUCAGAUAACAGUGCAAAAACAGUUUAUUAUUUAUUCAUGAAUUUUACUUAAACCCACAAUAAUAAGUAUUUUUUUUUAAAGAGAUACUAUUUACAUGAGUACCUUAUAUAAACCCAUCGAGCUAGAAACACAAGACGUGUGUUGUUAACGUUACUUUGUGCUAAAAUCUGUGAAUGAUUUCUGCUAACUGGAGCAUCAUGAAUAAUCAAGAUGAUUCCUCAAAGACUCUGGACUCUGAAUUUGAUCAUUAUCUUGUUGAUAUGAAGCCGUAUGUGAUGAAACUGCCACAUAAGACAGAGCGCCAGCUAUGUGCCCUGUGGAUUAAGAAGCUUUGUGACCCUGUAACCUAUGGCUCUGGACUGACUGGAAGGAAAAAUCGUAACAUGUAUGCCCGCCUUCUUCUGCACAUGCUCAGAACAGGGCUUUUGGAGGGUCCCUUUACCAACAAACCUGAACCUGGCAGCCUCAAGACUUUACCAACAUACAUGUCUAUCUACUUUGAUGAACCAUUGGUGAGAAAGUCACGGGAGUCGAGCUCUGCAGAGCUGCCGGACUGGGUGUGUGGUGAAUUGGGUCAAGCAGAUGCCACAUGGUUAACAUCACCACUCUCAAACGCACACAGGAAGAAGGAAUUGUUUUAUGAGAAGUCUCCGUACAGACCCAUGGCCUCCAGUCCGCUCAAACACAUGGAGAAGAGCCAUAUUAAGAUGGCGGAGGAGACGCACAGUGGGCCGCCCAUUUCUUCUGAUGAUAGUGACUUUGAGACCCGCUUCAACAGCUGGAACCUGGGGAUUGAAAACCCCAGGUACCUGCGUGAGAACCCUGUUCCUCUUUCUCCGAUUUACAACAAGUCCAGCAUAGUUUUUGAGGAGACUGGCCUGGUGAAAUCUGAUAAAGAGAUUGAGCUGCGAACCAAAGUUCUGGAGGCCAAACAUCAGGAAGAGAUGCUGAGGAUGCAACAGAAGCAUGAUGCAGAGAUUCAGAAGGUUUUGGACCGAAAGAAUAGUGAGAUUGAUGAGCUGAAGAGCUUGUAUCGGGGGAAGCAGAAGGAGGGGGAGGAGACCGUUCGAAGGUUGGAGAACAGAGUUCAAAGCCUGCUGAGGGAGUCCCAGGUCAUCCGGCAGACCAAAGAGAAACAGAUCAGCGAGCUGAAAAAAAUGUCUGAUCAAAGUGCUGAAUCUCUGAAAAACGAAUGGGAAAAAAAGUUGCAUGCAGCAGUGGCAGAGAUGGAGCAGGAGAAGUUUGAGCUGCAGAAAAAACACACACAAAACAUCCAGGAUCUGCUGGAGGACACAAACCAACGACUGGCCAAGAUGGAGGAGGAGUACAACGCUCAGACUCUGUCCACCGAGCAGAUGGUGAAGGAGUUGGAGACACGGGUCAAGCAGCUUUCUGCGGAGGUGGAGACCGGGAACUUGCUUCGGCAGAAGGUCACACAGGAGAAAGCUGAACUAGAGCUCCUUAUUGCCUCCAUUAGCUCCGAGCUGCAAGAGGCCAACCACAGGAACAUUUCCAUCCAGAAGGACAUUGAGAAGAUGAGAGACCAUCAUGCAGACACACUGCAGAACCUUGAGAAAAAACAUGCAGCUGACAUGAGUCACUUUCAACAGGAGCAUGCCAUAUCUUUAUCCAAGUCUUCAGAGGUAAUGGAGGAUUUGGAGCAGACUGUGGUUUCCCUCAAACAACAGAUACAGGAAGCUGAAAAGAAGAAUCAAAAACAGCUCAAGGACAAGGAAACUAAGAUGCAACAGGAGAUGGCAUACCUCCAACUCAGCACUGAUAAAAAGCUGAAGAUACUCCAGGCUGACCUGGAGAAAGAACGAGCCGAUAGCAGAAAGAAGAUCAACAGCAUGGAGGACUCACUCAGGGAUAAAGAAGAGCAGCUGGUCCGUCUUCGGGGCAGUCAGAGACAGCAGGCCCAGCAGACUGAGUCCGCUCUGGAGAACUUUAAGAGACAGGUGGAACUCAGUGCACAAAAGACCUACGCUGAUAUGAAACAACAGAUGGAGAUAGUGGAGGCAGAUCUGAUUCGCUCUAAAUCACUACGAGAGAAACAGUCCAGAGAAUUCAGCCACCAGUUUGAGGAACUUCAGAAAAGACACGAGCAACAGAUCGUGGAACUGAAACUGCAGCAUGAACAGGAGCGAACGCACCAACUCCAGACGCACAAUGCCGAAAAGGACAGCCUGGUCCAGGAUCACCAGCGGGAAAUCGACAGUCUGGAGAAGCAGGCGAGGGCCGCCAUGGUCCAGCAGGAAGCACAGACCCAAGAAUGGAGUAAGCGCAAUGCUCAGACCAUCUCUGAGCUCAAGGCCCAGGUGCAUUCAUUAAGGAAUGAGCUGUUAGCAGCUCACAGUCAGAAGAAACAGCAGCUGAUGGAGUUAGGCCUGCUGAUGGAAGAGGAGCGUCAGCGGGCCGCUAAGGACCAGCAGAUGGCUUUAAAGCAUCUGCGAUCCGAGAUGGAUCAGGUGCGACUGGACCUGGAGAAGACCCACAAGGCCGAAAGAGAGCUGAUUCAAGAAAAGAGCAACAGCCAAAUGAAGCAUCUAGAGAAGGAAUACAAUCAUAGACUGGCCAAGUCUGCACAGGUUGUUGCUGAACUGCAGACAUCUCUCAGCAGCACAAAGGAAGACAGUCGCAAAACGCAGCAGUUUCUGGAGAGAGAGUUAGAAGAAACCCAGAGACGCUGGGAUGAGGAGAGGAAACAGAUCAACAGAGAUGCUGACCAAAACAGUAAGGUUCUUCAGGAACGUGUGGAGACUCUACAGAAACACCUUCACAUCGCUGAAAAGAAGUUGAUGAGCCGAGAGCUUGAACAUCAGGAACAGAUGACACAUGUUCAUCAGGAGUGUGAGCAGAAGAUCAAAGGACUGAUGCCUGCUGAACUUAGACAGGAGCUGGAGGACACCAUUACCUCCCUUAAAUCUCAGGUCAACUUCCUCCAGAAGAGAGCCGCUGUUAUACAAGAGGAACUGGACACUUGCCGCAUCAGGAGUGAGCCUCUCAGAUACAUGAAGAGAUAAAAGAACCUUCAGGAGAACUUCACCCCAACCCCAUACCCUACUACUGGCAAAGGAGAUGAAACCCAUUAUUACACCACUGUUCACUUUCAUGGACAAAAAGGGAUUAGAGAGAGCACCAGACACUGUUUCUGUAUAUUGUUUGACUUUAAAGUCAUGCGCAAAAUGGGAUUAAAAACAUGAGAAAAAUGCUAAUAAAUAACGCCCUCACCCCACAGAAGACUAAACCAGCUUCAAAAACACUUGGAUACCUUUGUGUUUCCAUCAGUGUCCUACCGCAGCUAUCAGCUUAAAGGUCAUUCCAGGACCAAAUAAAAGUUUAUUUUCUUCAAAUGUCCGAUUUCUUACUGAAUCUUUUUAUGUGGCCGUAACAAUUCAAUUCAAUUUCAGUUCUGCUGACAAUGACCCUUACAUUACACUAACAGUUUCUUUAUUUUGGGGCAUCUAGUUUUCCACGUUUUGGUCGGUGAACACUUAAAGGAACAGUUUUAAUAAAAAAUGAAUGAUUUACUGAUAACUGAUUCAAAUCUUAAAUCUCUUAAAUCUUUCAUGGCUAUUUAAACAUGACACAUCAAGACAUGUCAUACUGGAUUUGUAGUCCAGUCCAAGUGGAAGUUUUACUGAAACAGUAAAAAGAUUCAGCGUUGUGUUCAAUACUGAGUAAAUGAUGACAGAAGUUUCAUUUUUGGUAAGCUGUUCCUUUAUUGAUAUUGUCCCAGAUUUGUUCAUGUUUCUUUGCCUAAGCCACAUUCAUGACUGUUGCUCUGCAUAUGUCAUACUGUUUGGUUUGAUUUAUUAUUAUUAUUAUUAUGAUGAUGAUUAUUAUUCGAGCA
Molecule: messenger RNA, 3892 nt
Organism: Paramisgurnus dabryanus
Lineage: Eukaryota; Metazoa; Chordata; Actinopteri; Cypriniformes; Cobitidae
Source: RefSeq, a predicted model, not a curated record